CGGCAAAUGAGUGAGACCUAUUUAUCCAUCGAAAUUGAAGUUACUUUUUGUUAGCCGGUGUCUGUCACACGCGCUCUGUUUAGUUAAGUGGUUACGGAUGCGACUCAUCAAUCCUAGAGACACAGCAACAGGGCAUAGUACAGGAUGCCGCUGAUCACAUCAGCCCAGCGCAUGGGGAGCCACGACUAAAACCCGCUCACCGCAACGCGGAAAAUACUUAGACAGGAGAAUGCGAAUGGUUCGGUGGGAGAGAAUUCAAAUAAAAUGGAAACAAUGUAGCUUCAUUGCCGCAUUCCAUAUAGCUUGGAGGAAUAGGGUAGAAAAUAGAUAGCUAGUUAUCAAGCUUAUUUACCGCCAUACAUGCAAAGUUACUCAUCACUGAAGCUCAACCAGCCUGUAGUUGGCUGAAACAAAAGGAACUGCAGUUCAAUAGUGUCUUCAGAUACCAAAGAAGACAGAAGAAAAGACAUGCUACGAAGGAGGCUGAAUCGCUUGCUCGGCGGGGAUGAGAACAGGGUGGACAGCAGGACUAUCUAUGUGGGGCAUCAACCGUGUUCAGCCACAGAAGGCUUCACCCCCCCCAAAUUCUGUGACAACAGAAUAGUGUCUUCCAAGUACACUUUAUGGAAUUUUCUGCCAAAGAAUCUGUUUGAGCAGUUCAGAAGAAUCGCCAAUUUUUAUUUCCUGAUAAUAUUUCUGGUGCAGGUCAUAGUGGACACCCCAACCAGCCCAGUCACCAGCGGCUUACCCUUGUUUUUUGUGAUCACAGUAACAGCCAUUAAGCAGGGCUAUGAGGACUGGCUGCGGCACAAGGCAGACAACGAGGUGAAUAAGUACCCAGUCAGAGUGCUGGAGGACGGCCGACAAACUAGCAAGGAGAGUGAGAAAAUCAAGGUUGGUGACAUAGUGGAAGUAAUAGAGGAUGAGACCUUUCCCUGUGACCUCAUCCUGCUGCAGUCCAGUCGAGAGGAUGACACCUGCUUCGUCACCACCGCCAGCCUGGACGGCGAGUCCAACCAUAAGACACAUUACACGGUGCCAGACACAGAGAAGGAUCUGGAAUCACUCAGCGCUACCAUUGAGUGUGAACAGCCCCAACCUGACCUCUACAAGUUUGUGGGACGUAUGCAUAUCUACAAACCUGAUCAGGACCCGUUAGUCAGAUCUUUGGGCCCAGAGAACCUUCUUUUGAAAGGUGCUACUUUGAAAAACACCAAGAAGAUUUAUGGUGUGGCGGUGUACACGGGCAUGGAGACUAAAAUGGCGCUAAACUACCAGGGCAAGUCUCAGAAACGUUCGGCCGUAGAGAAGUCCAUCAACGCGUUCCUGUUGGUCUACCUGUGUAUCUUGGUCAGUAAAGCUUUGGUGUGUACCUCGCUCAAGUACUGGUGGCAGAGUAGGGACGGUCAGGAUGAGCCGUGGUACAACCAGAAGACGCAAAAGGAGAAAGACACCAACAUGUACCUUAAGAUGUUUACAGACUUCCUCUCCUUCAUGGUGCUCUUCAACUUCAUCAUCCCCGUCUCCAUGUACGUUACCGUAGAGAUGCAGAAGUUCUUGGGCUCCUUCUUCAUCUCCUGGGACAAGGACUUCUUUGAUCCGGAGAUCCGCGAGGGAGCGCUGGUCAAUACGUCUGACCUCAAUGAGGAGCUGGGUCAGGUGGAAUACGUUUUCACAGACAAGACGGGGACGCUAACCCAAAACAACAUGGAGUUUAUCGAAUGCUGCAUAGACGGAUUUCAGUACAAAUACAGGGACUCCAGAACCGAGCUGGACGGAUUCUGCGUCACAGACGGACCAGUCAGCAAACUACAGCAGAAAGCUGGCAGGGAGAAGGAGGAACUGUUCCUGCGAGCGCUGUGUUUAUGUCACACAGUUCAGGUGAAAGAGGCGGGGUCACAGGUGGACGGCGAUCAGGUGGACGGUUUGGAUCAUCUGAAUCCUCAUCCCGAGGAAGAGGAGAGAGGUUUCAUCGCCUCCUCCCCGGACGAGGUGGCGCUGGUCAAGGGAGCCAUGAAAUAUGGCUUUACCUUCCUGGGUUUGGAGAGCAAAAACAUGAAGAUAAGAAACAGACAAAAUGAUGUUGAAGAAUAUGAGCUGCUUCACGUACUAAACUUUGACCCAGUCCGUCGGCGAAUGAGUGUCAUUGUUAAGUCAAAAGCUGGGGAGACGCUGCUCUUCUGUAAGGGAGCCGAUUCCUCCAUUUUCCCCCGGGUCAGGCAGGAGGAGGUGGAACGUAUUCGCAUGCACGUGGAGCGCAACGCCACGGAGGGCUACCGGACGCUGUGCGUGGCCUUUAAGCAGCUGAGCGCGGAGGAGUUCGCUCUGGCGGACGCCGAGCUCAGGGAGGCGCGUCUGGCCCUGCAGGACAGAGAGGAGAAACUCAUGGCUGUUUAUAACCAGGUGGAGACAGGGAUGAGCCUGAUAGGAGCCACUGCCGUGGAGGACAGACUGCAGGAGGAGGCAGCGGAGACGAUGGAGGCUCUACAGGGAGCCGGCAUGAAAGUCUGGGUCCUCACGGGAGACAAGAUGGAGACGGCCAAGUCCACCUGCUACGCCUGCCGUCUUUUCCAGAGGGGCACGGAGCUGCUGGAGCUGACGGUGCGCACCCUGGAGGAGGGAGGCAGGAAGCGCGAGGAGAGACUCCACGAUCUGCUGCUGGAGUAUCACAGGAGGGCGGUGCAGGACGCACCUCCCGUCAAGGGAGGAGUCACAAGGAGCUGGUCCACGGCAAACCAAGACUACGGUUUCAUCAUAGAUGGGGCAACGCUGUCCUUAAUAAUGAACCCAUCUCUGGAUGCCAGCUCCAGUCGCCAUAAGAACCUGUUCCUACAGAUCUGUCAAAACUGUACCGCUGUCCUGUGCUGUCGAAUGGCUCCGCUCCAGAAAGCUCAGAUAGUGAAGAUGGUGAAGAACUCCAAGGGCUCUCCCAUCACCCUGUCUAUCGGUGACGGAGCUAAUGAUGUCAGCAUGAUUCUCGAAGCCCACGUGGGCAUCGGUAUCAAGGGGAAAGAGGGGCGGCAGGCGGUGAGGAACAGCGACUAUGCCAUCCCGAAACUAAAGCACUUAAAAAAACUGCUGUUGGCGCACGGGCACCUCUACUACGUCCGCAUCGCCCACCUCGUGCAGUACUUCUUCUACAAGAACCUCUGCUUCAUUUUACCUCAGUUCUUGUACCAGUUCUUCUGCGGUUACUCCCAGCAGCCCCUGUACGACGCAGCCUAUCUGACGAUGUACAACAUCUGCUUCACCUCCAUGCCCAUCCUGGCCUACAGCCUUCUGGAGCAACACAUAACUAUAGAAGUCCUGCUGGACAAUGCUACCCUCUACAGGGAGGUAGCUAAAAAUGCUAUGCUACGCUGGGGUCCCUUCUUGUACUGGACUGUACUUGGCGUCUUCCAGGGUCUUCUCUUCUUCUUUGGUGCCUGGUUCCUGUUCAGCAACCCAGCACUGCAGGACAAUGGCCAGGUUUUUGGAAAUUGGUCCUACGGCACGAUAGUUUUUACCGUCCUUGUUUUCACCGUCACACUAAAGCUCGCCCUGGACACGCGCCACUGGACGUGGAUCAACCACUUUGUCAUCUGGGGUUCGCUGGCUUUCUAUGUCUUCUUCAGUUUCUUCUGGGGAGGAAUUAUAUGGCCGUUCCUGAAACAGCAGCGUCUGUAUUUUGUGUUUGCUAACAUGCUGAGUUCGGUGUCGGCCUGGCUGGUCAUUAUCCUCCUCAUCCUCCUCAGUCUCAUGCCCGACAUCCUGUUGGCGGUCCUUCGUCGCCCAAAAAGUCCCCGCGCACGCCAGAAGAUUCCGGGUCAGUCAAGUGCAGGGGGCACCCAGUCUUCCCGAUCUUCAGCCAGGCCCCUCCUCAUGAGAACCUUUUCAGACGAGUCCAAUACUGUCAUUUGAACAGCUGUCAGAGGACUCCCUUCUUCACACGCCCAGAUCACUGCUGUCACGCCGCUGUCCUACAAACAUCUGAUGGAGCGCCACUGAGGGGAGCG
This is a messenger RNA of Chanos chanos (milkfish), 3995 nucleotides long. RefSeq names its product ATPase phospholipid transporting 11C (ATP11C blood group) (gene atp11c). The record is from RefSeq and is a predicted model, not a curated record. NCBI's taxonomy places the organism in Eukaryota, Metazoa, Chordata, Actinopteri, Gonorynchiformes, Chanidae. Gene Ontology annotation, cellular component: endoplasmic reticulum; recycling endosome; plasma membrane. Gene Ontology annotation, molecular function: ATPase-coupled intramembrane lipid carrier activity; ATP hydrolysis activity; ATP binding. Gene Ontology annotation, biological process: phospholipid translocation. Bases 469 to 3900 code for a protein of 1143 amino acids. The transcript is spliced from 31 exons.